AUGUACGGAUUUAUUCCAUCACCGUACAACGUCCAGCUUCCUAUGUGUUUACUGUGCAAUAGAAUAUUAUCUAACGAAGCAAUGAAACCGUCGCGUUUGCAAGAGCAUCUUCAAAAAAUUCACCCAGACAAACAAAAUAAAAAUUUGUUAUUUUUUACGAAUAUUAGGGACAGGUGUUUGAAGGCUCCGUCAGUCUCAGGCUUACUCACAACUUCUUCAACACAAUGUGACGAUGGUUUAAUAGCCUCUUAUAAUAUAUCAAAAUUAAUAGCUAAAUCAGGAAAAGCUCAUACCAUUGGUGAACAAUUGAUACUGCCAGAUAUCAAGGAAGUUCUAGAAACAGUUCUACACCAUUCAGCCUCAUACAAUGUCUUUAAAAAAGUUCUAUUAAGUAACGAUACUGUGCGACGACGAAUUGAUGAAAUGGCUGAAGACGUAGAAGUUUCUUUAUGCGAGCUCUUGGUAUUAUAACAAAUUUUCCCUUCAAGUUGACGAAUCGACAUUGCCUGGUAACGAGGCUUUGCUGUUGGCGUAUGUUCGACUUUUUAAGGAAGGAAAAAUCAUACAAGAGAUGCUUUUUGCAAGAACCUUGAUAGCAGAUACUAAAGGUGAAUCUAUUUUCAAUACCGUCAAAUAUUAUUUUAAAGAAAAGAAUAUUCCUCUUGUGAACAUUAUGUCUGUUGCCACUGAUGGAGCGCCUGCAAUGGUGGGUUCAUCGCCUUUUUAAAGAAAGAAGUACCAGGUAUUUUAGCUGUUCACUGCGUGAUUCACCGACAGCAUUUAGUUGCGAAAAUCCUGAGCGACCGUUUGCAUCAGUCAUUACGAUACAUCAUCUCUGCUGUCGACAAAAUUCGCAGUAAUUCUCUCAACGAUCGACUAUUUGCACAACUGUGUAAAGACGACGAAGAAUUCAAUCGUUUGAUUCUACACACCGAGGUUCGAUGGCUCUCCAAAGGCGCGUGCCUCAACAGGUUUUGGAAUAUAUUCGAAUCUAUACUUGAGUCCUUGAAGAGAAAGAUGUAGAUCUGAGAAGUAAGUUGCUAAAAUUUAAGACCGAUAUCGCUUAUAUGACCGAUUUAUUCGCAAAAUUCAAUGACAUCAAUUUGCAACUUCAAGGCGACGAGCUCAAUUUCAUAACAACUAAAUCUAUUAUUUCUGCUUUCCAAGAAAAACUAACUUUAUGGAAGCACAAUUUUGGUCGCAACGAGUUUGGCCAGUUUCCAAUCCUGUCAGAUAUACACAAAAACAGUAAGAUCUCGUUUGAUGACACACAAAUUUACUGUCAACACCUUCAAUCUUUGGAUAAAGAUUUUUCACAACGUUUUGAAGAUAUUUUGUCCCUGGAAGUUCCUCAAUGGGUCAUAAACACUUUUGUAAAUAUUGAAUCAGUAAAACUACAGUAUCAAGAAUUGAUCGAAAUUUCCACUAACGAGAUGUUAAAAGCAAGUUUUAAGAAUG
Molecule: messenger RNA, 1458 nt
Organism: Cinara cedri
Lineage: Eukaryota; Metazoa; Arthropoda; Insecta; Hemiptera; Aphididae
Source: the annotation of a GenBank genome assembly